AGACGGAAGGAAUCAUGUUUGUUGUGAGUGAGGAAACAGCUGAUCGAACGUUUGCUUUCUCUUGCGCAGAGGCGCCGCGUGCAGCUCUCGGUCAGCAAGUUCCAGCAGCAUGAAUGAAGCCUGGCUGGAGAUGCAUACGUACACUCACAAACUGUGUAUGUAGAACUGGGAAGAGGAUGUGAGAGGCUCUGGAUUACUCUUCUCGUCAGCGAGGUGGAAUGGGCCCGGCCUCGAUGCAGGAGGAGUCCAGCAUGGCCGAGACCGAGGAAGAGAUGGAGAGCUAUGGCUGCCUCCUGCAGGCCGGAUCCCAACUGGAGAGCACACUGCAGCAGGUGAAUGUACCCUUGAACAUGAAAGAAGUCAGAGGCUACAUUGAGAAACAGGUUGCAUACCUGUCAGGUGGCCGUGGAGAAGACUCCAGCGUCAUCAUCACGCUCCCGGAAAGCUCAGCCUUCAGGGACAUACCAGAGGAGGCCUUGGCUAAAGUCUUCACGUACCUCACUCUAAUCCCUCGAACGAGGCAACCGGGAGUAAAGUUCAUCAUCAUUUUAGACCGGAGACUGGACACCUGGGCUUCUAUCAAGACUGCAUUGGCCAGAAUAGCAGCCUCCUUUCCCGGGAACCUCCACCUGGUCCUGGUCCUCCGACCCACCAGCUUCUUCCAUCGCACCGUCACCGACAUCGGCUUUCGCUUCAGCCAAGAAAACUUCAUGCUCAAAAUGCCGGUGGUGAUGCUGAGCUCCGUCACAGAUCUGCUGAAGUACAUCAACGAAAACCAGCUGACAUCAGAGUUCGGAGGCACUCUAGACUACUGUCAUAGCGACUGGAUUGUUUUAAGAACGGCAAUUGAAAGUUUUGCCGUCACAGUCAAAGACGUGGCACACAUGCUGCAGGCCUUCGGCACUGAACUGGCCGAGACGGUCAUACCCAGCGAGGGCGACGCCAUCCACAGUCUCCUGGAGUCUCACAGUGAAAAAUACAGGAAGCUUAAAGAGGCUAUUCGAUCUUUGUCAAAAGAGGGGCAACAUCUUCUCUCAAGCCUGGAGACCACCACCAGCACCAGGGACAACGAUGACCCUGACUGGGACGUCCAGCUGGACCGGGAGACGGUUCAACGGCUCCUGGCUCAACUCCGAGACAUGGAGUUGGCCUUCGACGGCUACUUUGAGAAGCACCGUCUAAAACUGCACCAAUACCUGCAGUUGCUCACAUAUGAGCAAAGCUUUCAAGAGAUGGAGUCGUGUCUGUCGCGUGUGUCGUCUCAGCAGAGCGAGCUGUCCACGACCGUCGACACGCUGGCUCAAGUCGAGCAGGCUCUCAAACAGCUGGACACUUUGGAAACAUUUGCUCAGGUUUGUCACGUGACGGAAGUGAUGUCACACGCCCAGAUCAUCAUCCUCCACGGGCACCAGCUGUCAGCGGGCCACCAUUACGCCACCGCUCUUAUCAUGCAACGUUGCAACGAGCUGCGGCAUCACUGCGAUGGCCUCAGUGCUGCUCUGGGGAGCAAACGCUGUCAUCUCCUCCAAGCGCAGCAGCUGCUGAUGUCUCUGGACCAGGCCCAGACCUGGUGUGAUGAUGGAGCCUAUCUGCUGGCCAAUCAGCUCGUGGAGAAGUUCCAGUCCAAGGAGGGGGCUCAGACUGCUUUGAAGGCCAUCGAGAGCUUUCUGGAGGGCUCGCCGUCCGUAAUGACAUCUGGACCUGACGUUCUGGCUCUGGAGUAUGAAGCUGUCAUUACCCCUCAACUGCAGGGGAAGAUAAGUAAAACGUUUGAGAAGCACGCAGCCGUGCAGCAGAUGAUCCAGAACAGACGGGCUGGUCUGAGGAAGCUUGCCGACAAACACGUCCGACCGAUCCAGUUGGUGGCCCCCCGUGCUGAGAACCCACCUCGCUCUAAAUCGCCAAUCUUCUCUCCCAAGCAUUCUGAUGCUUUAAAAUUCACAUUUGAUCUCCCUCUGCCCGGAAAGAGGGCGUCCAGAAAAGGCCCCAAUGCUCGCAAAAUCGAGGUGAUUCACGACUACCAGGACAGCCGCAGCUGUGUGUCGUACGGCGCGGAGGGAGAGGACAGCCCGGAUGUCCUCAAGCGUCAUGUGAUAAGGGAGCUCAUCGAGACGGAGAGGAUCUACGUGGAAGAGCUGCUGUCGGUCCUCCUCGGCUACAAAGCGGAGAUGGACAACCCGCUUCUGGCGGCUCUCCUGCCGCCCGUCCUGCGGGCCCAGAGAGGUGUCCUCUUCGGAAACAUGCCCGACAUCUACAACUUUCACAGCAGCAUGUUUCUCCAGGACCUUGAAGGAUGUCUGGAUACUCCUGAAGGUGUGGGAGUUUGCUUUCUUGCCAGGAAGGAGAACUUCCAAAUGUACGAAUGCUACUGUCAGAAUAAACCCCGUUCAGACGCUCUGUGGCGACAGUUCUCUGAUCGCCCCUUCUUCCAGGUGUGCCAGAAGAAGCUCGGCCACAAGCUGGGCCUGGACUCUUACCUGCUGAAACCAGUUCAACGCCUCACCAAGUAUCAACUGCUCCUCAAGGAACUGCUGAAACACAGCACUGACUGCGAUGGAUCGUCUGAGCUGCAGGGGGCGCUAACAGCCAUGCUGGACCUGCUCAAAUCAGUCAAUGACUCCAUGCAUCAGAUCGCAAUCACAGGAUAUGAGGGGGACAUUUGCGAGCUGGGCCGUGUGCUGAUGCAAGGCUCUUUCAGUGUGUGGAUCAGCCACAAGAAAGGGCCCACGCGCAUGAAAGAGCUGGCCCGCUUCAAGCCCAUGCAGCGCCACCUCUUCCUCUACGAGAGCGUGCUGCUCUUCUGCAAGAGGAGGGAGGAGCACGGCGACGGCUGCGAUAAGACGCCCUCGUACGGCUUCAAGCACUGCAUAAAGAUGACUGCUGUGGGGAUCACAGAGAAUGUCAAAGGAGAUCCAAGGAAGUUUGAGAUCUGGUACAGCGGCAGGGAGGAGGUGUAUGUGGUUCAGGCUUCGAGCGUGGGGGUGAAGACGUCGUGGCUCAGCGAGCUGCGGCGAAUCUUGACCAACCAGCAGAAGUUGCUCAGAGACGAGGCUCAUCAAAACGGACAACUGGUAGAGCACAUGCAUCUUUCUCCACCACCUUGUGAGAGUAAGCAGCAGAGAGAGUCAGUGAGCUCUGAGGACACCGAGUCGGGAAAGAGCAGUCCGGACGCCCAGCAACGUGCCCCCAAAUACCAGCUCAACCGCAGGAGUUGGCCGGGAGCUCAUCAUCAGUCGGUGAACACCUGCAAGGGUCUGGAUGAGAAAAGUGGCAGUCAAGACACUUUCCACCAGUCUGACACACAACUGGUGAAACUGUCUCGAGGCAGAUAUCGAGCCUUGGCCGACUGCCUUCAAAACGGACUGGACAGUGUCCUCAUCAAAUGCGGCGAUGUCAUCCAGUUGAUGUGGGAAGACGACAAAGGCCGCUGGCUGGUGAAGAAUCUGAGUCGACACCAAGAUGGCUUCAUUGCGUCUGCUAGCCUGCAAGUGACCGUAAGGGGGAGCAGUCGAGCAGCCUCCUCCAGACUCAGGGGUAAAAGGAUUUUGGAUUUCAGCAGAGGUGGCAAAAUUAUUCUCACACCGUAUUUGAGUUGAGAAAUGGGCAACGUCAGGGCGAGAAAGCUUAGUUCUCCUUAGAGAGAAGGAGAUCAGACCAAAGAAACAGGUCCAGUCCUCGCUUUGUGGCACUUUGUCUCAUUCCCUGCCAUUGACGGCUAUAUCAGUCAAAGUAUCCAUGUUUACUGGGAUGGCUUGCAGUGAAUGUUAAGGAGUUGGAUUUCAUAUCCCUACAUGUUCGGAUUGACAAUCCGGAUUCCACUGGUGUUUUCUCAUCACGCUGACAUAUUGUCAACGUAUGCCGAGGACAAAGACUGUGGGAGAGGUGCGUGCUUUCCUACGAUUCCAAAGUGCGGAUAUGACUCUCAAUUGGACGUGUGUGUUAGGCUUUACUGAAUGGAUGCUCAAGUCCAGGACUGCAAUGGAUUUUCUACAGCAUAUUCAUGUUUGACUGCAAGCAAUCUUCAUAGACAAAAUGGCUUGAAGAAAAUCAUGGACCUGCACGUCAUAGCACAUACUAAUCAGAUUGCGCUGAUCUAAUUCCAGUCCUCCUCGGAGACACCAGGAAGCAUUCUGUACUUUCAUGGUAUCUGAGGGCUGCUACAAUACUCUUUUAGACACUUUCUAAGGGAAUGUCUUGCCCUUUGUAUCAGUCCUUCUGUUUUCUGCCUCAUGUGCUCUUCUGUGUGAAAGUGCCAAAAUAGGGUUUUCACUGGGGUUUUUCCUUUUGUUUUAAGGUUUUAAUAAGUAAGAAUCACCACGACAAUCUCUGUAACAAAGAAGGAGUGUGGCCUUUGUGUGCCAUCUGCCUGACUGUUUAUUCCUGUGUUAGCAUGUAUGAGGUAUAUGAAUGGGAUGCACAAGACCAGACUUCACCAGGGUUCAUGUAAUAUAGUGAACCCCCAUUUAUUGUGAGCGACACGUUUCAGACGCACCAGUGAUAAGUGAAAAAGACGUGACAGAGAGACCUUAUAAUUGUUUAUAUUAUAUAAUAGACUCCCGCCGCAUAAGGCCCGCUGCACACCGAAUGACACAACCGAACGCGACAGAACUGGAUAAUCGUGAAAAACAUAGCCGCUCACUGCCGCACAGCGCAAUUGACCCUUGCACACCACCAACUCCCUGCAGUGAAAACACUUCUGGUGUUCUUAUCGGGAAACAAUGUUUUGAAGCACCACAUAUACUACUGUAUUCUUUUUUUUUUUUUUUUUUUUUUUUAAUUAAAACCACGAACAUGGCAUGAUUGUCAAGGAAGAAACCGAUUGCCCUGGCCAACGUGUCUAUAUUAUAGCAAUACAAAAAGAGGAAAAAGGCGAGAAAUAAAGGAAAGGGUGUGCAUAUUGAGCAGCUAUUGGCAAUGAUCACACCAUUAACUAAUUGCACUCAUGUAUUUCAGUGACAGAGACUCUUCACACUUUGUUUUGUUAGCUACAGUUACAUAAUGAAAUUAUAAAUAUAGUUGUCCCUCACGAUAUUGCGAUUCCCUAUUUGCAGCUUUGCUACAUUGCAGAUUUUUUAAAUCGUAUUUUUAUCGCAGAUCAGUCGCUAUAUCGCAGGAUUUUGUGGUGAUCAUUUUUCCACACGGGCUGUUACUGCAGAGCAAUAAUCACGCUGCAUCUUAUGUUCAGUAGCGCCCAGUGAUGGCAUCAGUAGCGCCCAGUGAUAGCAUCUUGUGGCACAAUGUGGUACUACACUGAAAUCACGCAACUCUAAAUUCGGAACAUGUUUGCUUAAAAACCCGCAAUAUAGUGGCGGCAUGAAAGAUGAACCGAUAUACCAGGGGUUCGCUUCGCUGUCCACAUGAUGAAGAUGAAUACAACCGACCAAUGGUAAGGGAGCGGUGCGCCUUACUUCCUGUUGUUAGCCCCGCCCUCCACACUUCCCAAGUAGGCUGACUUUAAUGAGAGGGGAUCAUGAUAGAUCAAUGUGUGUUCAACACUUCAUGAAAUAUUGAUGGCAUAUCUAAAUAAAUUUACCAAAACCGAUUGAGCGCUCCCACCGAGGAGCAGUUUUGGAAUGGCCGCGGCGUUUGAUAUGUAAAUGUAUCUUGGAAGCAGUAAGAGCCUGGUCACAUGACAUAUUUCCGUUGUUCAAAUAUGUAUUUUGCCUUCACUUUGCAUGCCGUCUCCCCUCCCCAAGUGAAAUCCUGUCUCCGUUUAUUCAUAAGAGCCACGAUUGCUUGAAUGCUUAUACGCAACAAAAUGAGCUGAUAUUUUGUUGCUGCAGAUUUUGCACAGAUUUUCCAAACACGGAAAACAUUCUCAAAUAAAAGCUUGAAGCUUUUAUUCAUCCAGUUGAGCCAAGAAGCCUAAACCUGGCUAUGAAUGUUGCUUUAAUCCAACUAAACAAUAGAUAGAUUUGUAUUGUUAGGUUUGUUUUCACAUUUUUAGCCACGAAUUUGCAAUCUGAUUAUUGAAUAGAUCAAUAUUUAUUGCAAUAACUCCUGUGUUAAUAAGGCUACACUUUUGAUAAUGACAAUGUUUUAGAAAACAGUCCAUAAACUCCAAUUGAAUCAAUUUGCCCCUUUUGCAGGGUUUUGAUUAAAGCCUAUGAAAACAAUAAAGUGGUGCAGAUGUUCUCUUUGUGG
This is a messenger RNA of Phycodurus eques (leafy seadragon), 6144 nucleotides long. It is a transcript of the gene mcf2a, whose product is annotated as MCF.2 cell line derived transforming sequence a. The transcript is spliced from 30 exons. Lineage: Eukaryota; Metazoa; Chordata; Actinopteri; Syngnathiformes; Syngnathidae. The coding region runs from base 219 to 3596 and encodes 1125 amino acids. Gene Ontology annotation, cellular component: cytoplasm. Gene Ontology annotation, biological process: dendrite development; intracellular signal transduction. Gene Ontology annotation, molecular function: guanyl-nucleotide exchange factor activity. The record is from RefSeq and is a predicted model, not a curated record.